CAUUACUAGACCUCCCUGGUUGUCUCCAAUACACUAGAAUCUGUCGACAUGAUGUCACUACGAGAUGCUUUGGUGUGCGCCAUGCUUAUUGUCUUCGCCGUAGAGUGUGCUCCUCGAGAGAAACGAGAUGCAUUAAUAUGUGGGCACAAUGCUCACUGGAAUAUGACAUUGAACACGUGUGUCUGUGAUGAAGGAUGUGGAGGAUCUUUGGAGACAGGAUGCAUACCACCACCAAAUCAAGUAAGCAGCAGUGAAGAAAAUAAUGAGGAUGACAGAAGCAGUAGUGAGGGAGAUAAUAGCAACAGUAGUGAUGGAGAUAAUAGCAACACCAGCGAAGGAGACAGUAGCAACAGCAGUGACAGUGAUAGUAGCAACAGCAGUGACAGUGAUAGUAGCAACAGCAGUGAAGACGACAGUAGCAACAGCAACGAAGGAGACAGCAACAACAGCAGUGAGGGAGAUGGUAGCAACAGCAGUAAAGGAGAUGGUAGCACUGAAGGAGGAAAAGAGACCAAAUGUGGCAUUCGAGCUUAUCGUGUAGGAAAGAAGUGCGUGUGUUACCCGGGCUGUCGUGGGGAUCCUUACGUCAAAUGCGUUGAUUAGCUGAAAAACGAGCAUCAGUAAUCCAUAAAGACCGAUUACCUCAUACUUUAUAAGACAUUGUUGUUAUAAUACGCUGUAAUAAAAUAUACAAUUUG
Messenger RNA from Mizuhopecten yessoensis (Yesso scallop), 698 nucleotides. RefSeq names its product clumping factor A-like. The transcript has 6 exons. Bases 49 to 603 code for a protein of 184 amino acids. NCBI's taxonomy places the organism in Eukaryota, Metazoa, Mollusca, Bivalvia, Pectinida, Pectinidae. The record is from RefSeq and is a predicted model, not a curated record.